UUUACAACUGCAUGAAACCUUCUCAGAGCCCCAUCUCCCUGUUAUCUCUCCGCAGAAAGCUCCCAUUCAUAUGUGUCCGGAUACAGCCUGAAUGACAGAGUCUACCAGAUCUUCAGUCCUCCUCGGAGGGGAUCUCACCAAGACAUGGGACCUCCGCCAUCACCCAGAGCCUGUUUCUUUCUCCUCGUCCUGCAGAGAGUGGCUGAGGCCCAGCAGAAUACUCAGCCUCACUCUAUUAAGAUAGACGGGGACAUUACUUUGGGGGGACUGUUCCCGGUUCACGCCAAAGGUCCAGCAGGGGUUCCUUGCGGAGAAAUAAAGAAGGAAGCUGGGGUACAUCGGAUGGAGGCUAUGCUGUAUGCGCUGGAUCAAAUUAAUGGGGACCCCGAGCUCCUUCCCAACCUGACGCUGGGGGCUCGUAUUUUAGACACGUGCUCCCGGGACACCUACGCACUGGAACAGUCCCUCACGUUUGUUCAGGCACUGAUUCAGAAGGACACCUCAGACAUUCGCUGUUCCAACGGAGAGCCGGCUAUUCUCAACCGCCCGGAGAAGGUGGUGGGAGUUAUCGGAGCCUCCGCUAGUUCCGUCUCCAUCAUGGUGGCCAAUGUGUUGAGAUUGUUUGCUAUCCCCCAAGUAAGUUACGCCUCCACCGCGCCGGAGCUCAGCGACAAUAACCGGUACGACUUCUUCUCGCGGGUGGUGCCGCCGGACUCGUACCAAGCGCAGGCCAUGGUGGAUAUCGUUAAGGCGCUUGGCUGGAAUUAUGUGUCAACACUGGCGUCGGAAGGCAACUACGGGGAGAGUGGAGUGGAGGCUUUCGUACAGAUCUCGCGUGAAGCUGGAGGGGUGUGUAUUGCUCAGUCUAUCAAGAUACCGCGCGAACCACGUCCCGGGGAGUUUGAUAAGGUGAUAAGAAGGCUGCUGGAGACACCCAAUGCCCGCGGAAUCAUUAUCUUUGCCAACGAAGACGACAUCAAGCGUGUUCUAGAAGCGGCGCAACGAGCCAAUCAUACAGGUCACUUCUUGUGGGUGGGCUCGGACAGCUGGGGUUCCAAAACCUCCCCUGUCUUGGGGCAGGAAGAAGUGGCAGAGGGAGCUGUAACUAUCCUGCCAAAGAGGGCAUCUAUUGACGGUUUCGACCAGUAUUUUAUUAGCCGGACAUUGGAGAACAACCGGCGCAACAUCUGGUUUGCAGAAUUCUGGGAAGACGAUUUUAAGUGCAAACUGACCAGAACCGCAGCCCAACCGGAGGAGGCCAGGAGAAAGUGCACCGGGGAGGAGAGAAUUAGCAGAGAAUCUGUUUACGAGCAAGAGGGAAAAGUCCAGUUCGUCAUUGACGCAGUGUAUUCGAUGGCUCAUGCAUUACACAAUAUGCACAUUGACCUUUGCCCUGGAAGCAUUGGGGUCUGUGAUAGUAUGGAUCCUAUGGACGGACGGCUGCUCCUGCAGUACAUACGCAGAGUUAACUUUAAUGGAAGUGCCGGAACUCCUGUUAUGUUCAACGAAAAUGGAGAUGCACCGGGACGGUAUGACAUUUUCCAGUAUCAGAUGACCAAUACCACUGCUCCAUCCUACAGAGUGAUCGGACAAUGGACAGAAUACCUGCGGCUGAAUAUUGAGGAGAUGCAAUGGUACGGUGGCCAGCAGGACAUCCCAUCGUCUGUCUGCAGCCUUCCUUGCAACCCCGGGGAGCGGAAAAAAAUGGUGAAGGGUGUCGCCUGCUGCUGGCACUGCGAGCUGUGCGACGGGUACCAAUUCCAGCUGGACGACUUCAACUGCCAGGCUUGCCCCUUUGAUAUGCGGCCCAAUCUGAACCGAACGGCCUGCCGUCCGACGCCGAUCGUGAAACUGGAGUGGCAUUCCGCUUGGGCCGUCCUGCCUCUCUUCUUGUCCAUUUUGGGCAUCCUCAGUACCCUGUUUGUGGUGGGUACAUUGGUACGCUUUAACGAUACGCCCAUUGUGCGGGCAUCUGGGCGAGAGCUGAGCUACGUCCUUCUCACAGGAAUCUUUCUGAUGUACGCAAUUACCUUCCUGAUGAUGGCAGAGCCCGGCGUGGCUGUCUGUGCCCUCCGGCGACUGUUCCUGGGCCUAGGCAUGUGUAUUUCCUAUGCUGCCCUUCUGACCAAAACCAACAGGAUCUAUCGUAUAUUUGAACAGGGGAAGCGCUCAGUGACUCCGCCUCGUUUCAUUAGCCCCGGCUCCCAGCUGGCCAUCACCUUUAGCCUCAUCUCUGUGCAGCUGGUGGGGACGGCCGUUUGGUUGGCGAUAUUGCCCCCGCACAGCGUGAUUGACUACGAGGAGCAACGAACGCCCAACCCUGAGCUAGCCAGAGGGGUAUUGAAAUGUGACAUGUCUGAUUUGUCUCUGGUCAGCUGCUUAAUGUACUCCAUCUUGCUGAUGGUUACCUGUACUGUCUAUGCGGUAAAGGCCCGGGGGGUGCCUGAAAACUUCAAUGAGGCGAAACCAAUCGGAUUUACCAUGUACACAACUUGUAUCGUCUGGCUGGCGUUUGUUCCCAUCUUCUUUGGCACCGCACAGUCUGCUGAGAAGAUCUAUAUCCAGACCACCACGUUGACAGUUUCGAUGAGCUUGAGUGCUUCUGUCUCCCUGGGAAUGCUUUAUGUCCCCAAGGUUUACAUCAUCCUCUUCCACCCUGAGCAGAAUGUGCAAAAGCGCAAAAGGAGCUUCAAGGCAGUGGCUACAGCCGCCACAAUGUCUACGCGCCUGUCCCAGAAAAACAACGAGCGGCAGAAUGGAGAGAGCAAGCCUCCUGAGAAGAGCCUCCCCGAGAGCAAGUGA
This is a messenger RNA of Pseudophryne corroboree (corroboree frog), 2802 nucleotides long. RefSeq names its product metabotropic glutamate receptor 6-like. The record is from RefSeq and is a predicted model, not a curated record. Bases 145 to 2802 code for a protein of 885 amino acids. NCBI's taxonomy places the organism in Eukaryota, Metazoa, Chordata, Amphibia, Anura, Myobatrachidae. Gene Ontology annotation, cellular component: plasma membrane. The transcript is spliced from 9 exons. Gene Ontology annotation, molecular function: adenylate cyclase inhibiting G protein-coupled glutamate receptor activity. Gene Ontology annotation, biological process: G protein-coupled glutamate receptor signaling pathway; regulation of synaptic transmission, glutamatergic.